UCCAUCCAUCCUGGCCAAUCUCCCUUGCGGAUGCGGUGUCAUGGCAUGAUGGAGGCUGAAGAAGAAGAGACACUUGGUCCACUACACCCCGGAACGAUUGCUCGCGACGCGUGAUCAUAGCGACGUUGAAAAGCGCUAGCGUUCCAGCUUCGAGGCUCCUACAACAUUGCCACUUGUUCGUUCCAAAGCUUUACUGUCGCUACAGCUUGGCUCGUACAGGAUGGACGAACUGCAGCAGUUCUACGCGCUUCUGUGGAAGAAUGUGUACGUCCAGACGCUGCAGCGUCACUACUUGUCUACAGCGCUGGAAGUAAUCUUUGUGGCAGUCUGCUUCGCCUAUUUCAAGCAAGAAAAGCCGCCCACGGAAUGGUUGCAUGACGGGAUAGUUACCCUUCCCGACGCAAAGCCGACGCAGUGGACUGUGGUUAACCACGUCGAUAGUAUCGUCUAUGGCCCAGCGGAUCGUCACAAGAAGUUUCUUGUCGAUGUAGGGUUGGCACCAUACACAUACGAAGGGAGCUCUUCAGACGCAACAACCACGGAACAAGGACAUCGUUUUCCAGCAGCAAAUAUCCACGCUUACGGGACACAGGAAGCUGUGGAGAAAUCCUGCGCACCUUCAAACAGUAGUCUCUGCUUCUUUGUGAACAGCCGUGGAUGGUCCUUCGACAUGACGAGCUAUACCACAGUGUGGAGCGAUACUCCACGACGAAUGCUGGAACUAGGUUUGAACGGUUCAUCCAGCACCGAGAGCGGCUUCAAAUAUCCCGGUAUCAACGAUCGCAUUAUUGCCUUUAAUAUUCCCAAUGCGCAUUUGAACUGGGCGCACCGGGGUAAAAGAUCACGACUGCGUCCAGUAUACACGCGCGCCUUUCCGCCCAUAGUGCUCCCGAAGAACGUGGAUCCUUACCGACCAGACUUCGGACUCCUGUUAGCCGCAGCCUUCUUGCUGCCUUUCUGUCUCCGGAUCAGCACCGUCGUCGCGGAGAAUUCCUCCGGGACUAAAGCACGUCUGGAAGGCAUGGGCGUCUCCGUUUUCUGGCUAAGCCACGGUGUGUCCUGCUUUCUCGUCCUCUUCGCAAGCGGCGUCAUGGCUUCCAUACUGUUACGGAGUUGGCCCCACCGUGUACACCGCGAACAAGCGUACAACCUCUCUGGGACCUUACAAUCUCCCGGCUACUAUUACGUGCUACCCCAUGUGUCGUGGUCUGUCUUGCUGGCCACGUUCUUCAUGUUCAGCUGCGUCGUAACUGUACACGCGCUCGCCGUUGCAAGUUGCACCAAGUGGCCGAGCGUCGCCGCUGCCGUGGGUGCCGCCUAUUGGGUCUUCGUCGCAAAUGCCAUACCGUAUCACUUCUACCGACCGAGAACCGCUUCGCUGCACGGCUAUCUCUUCACAUCUCGUCCACUCAAACUGGCCUUCUGCGUUUUUCCUUGCCUGGCCACGGAGAUGGUGCUAAGAAUCGCAGCUAUGGAACAAGAUUUCAACGGGUCGGCUGACUGGUCAAUCGUUAACCGCCCGGUUCUUCAGCUGGACAACGUGACCAUCUUGCAGAUCUGGGCUGUGAUGACAGAAACCUUUGUCUUCUUGUCUCUGUGGGUCUGGUACUUCAGCAAAGUUCUCUAUUGGGUCACCGACGUUCCCUUCCCUUUCCUCUUCCCUUUCAUGGUCGAGUACUGGUUUCCGAAGUGCAAGCCCUCACCACAACUCUCAGGUGACGGAGGGCCCGGGAGGUCCAACGGGGACACGCCGACAAUAAUUGAGAUUAGGGAACUCUCUAAGAACUUCGGCACGUUCCCAGUUUUGGAGGACAUCAAUUUGAACGUCUUCAACAAAAAGAUAACUGUAUUUCUCGGCCACAACGGAGCUGGAAAGACAACCCUGGUUAACAUUCUGGCUGGUGUGUUGCCUCCAACGUCCGGUACCGCUAGAGUGUGCGGAUUCGAUGUUGUUCAGGAUUCAGCCGCAGUUCAAAACUGCGUCAGCGUAUGCCCGCAAGAUGACAUCCUGUACAGCGAUCUCACAGUCUACCAACACUUGUACUAUUUCGGCCAGGUACGAGGCAUGUCCUGCGACACGCUUUUCCGAGAGAUUCACGAUGUUCUAGCGCUGCUUGGCUUGACUGAAAUGCAGAACGUGCUUCCCCACACGCUGUCUGGAGGCAUGCGAAGGAGGCUUAGUAUCGCUAUUGCCACACUCUACCCCGGCGAGGUACUUAUCCUGGACGAACCGACAUCGUGUCUGGACCCGGCUGCGCGAUCUGAGCUGUGGACCAUUUUGCUGUCCCUGCGCCUUAAAAGGAGUAUGCUGCUCACGACACACAGUAUGGAAGAAGCCUACACAUUAGCAGACCACAUGACCAUCCUAGUCAAGGGCAAGGUGGCUUGCUGGGGAACACCGACUUUCCUACGAGCCAUUUUCUCUGGCGGAUAUGAAGUUCAUAUGGAGAAAGACGUUUCCAUGGCUCGGGUGCAAGAGAUAAUGGAGAUUAUCGAGCAGACCUGCCCUGACGUCAGGAUCAAGAGCGAAACGCCAACGGAACUGAGGAUUGCUUUGGGUUCUACCGACUGCGAGGGGUUCGAUGUAAUGUUUAGCGAUCUGGAACAAAAGGCCUUUAUCCUCGGAAUACGAAGAAUGAUCCUCUACACUGUCUCCAUUGAAGAAGCUUUUGUGAACGUCAACCUCAGGGAAACUACCAUUGUUAGGGGUGAAAACAUCACAGUCCCGGAAGACGUGGAAGUCAUCCUCAUGCACAGAGCCCGGCAGCCGAAGGCUCUACAGCGCAUUCGAGCUCUUAUCACGAAGCGUGUGAUGAACUACUGGAGAGCUGUGGUACCUUUCAUGCUUGGAGCCUUGCUUCCAGUAGUUGUGCUCCUGGCGGUCAUUCACCAGAAAUCACGGCAAUUUGACGCUCUCUUCAUGGAUACGGAUGAACAUCCCAAAGAACCGCACAAACUGAGUACGGGCGUUCUAAGUUCCGCCAUGGUUGACUACUACCCGGACGGAGAAGUCUUUCUUCAUUAUGACACGGAAAGCACGGAACUGGCUAAUAACUACUGCCUGCCUGUCCUUCUACGGGACACUGCUCAAGUGGACGUCCUCACGGACCCGUCCAGUGACCUCCUUCGCCAAAUACCCGGCGUGAACUUAAGAGGGGAUGCCUACAAGUACGUCCUUGGCAUCAGCAUCAAGCAGGAUAGGGUCGAGGCCUGGUGGAAUCCAUACUUCCCCUACAGCGAGCUCAUCUCGACGUACAUUGCCUUUACUGUCCUCCUCCGUGCCACGACUGGAGACAUCGACGCCAACGUGUCUAUGACGCAGAAACUGCGGGUCGCAUUGACCAAUGGCACUGUCUUGCUCCCUCUUGAGGACAACGCUACGGACGCUGAAGAAGACAUGCUUAUCUUCGCCAAAGGGAUAGGGCUCGUGCAAGAUAUCCUACCUCACGUAUCGGAUGGAUCGGCGCUUAUAGCAUCCAGCGCUGUUGUCUUCAUCAUUCAUGAAAGAGCGUCGGCCAGCAAAUCGAUGCAGCUGAUGACAGGCGUGCCAGCCCCUCUCUUCUGGUUGUCGAGUUUCCUGUUCGAUGCCGCGGUUGCCAUGACGACGUGGAUCAUCCUGGGGAUUGUGUAUGCCCUCCACUUUGAUCUACUACCUGGAAGUGCUGCUGCUCUCUUGGCCUUGACGUCAGCCUUCACAGCUGCCAGCACCAACACCGUGUAUGUACUCUCAUACUUCGUCGACAAACAAUAUGCUGCUUACGCAGGUGCUUUCAUCUUCUUCUCAGUCUCAGGGCACAUAAUAGCCACUGUACCGGAAGGCGUCGUCCGUUCCUUCAUGUUGGUUCUUCCUGGGUCAGCUUUGCGAGAGGGUCUCCGGAAAAUAUUGGCCCUUGACAUCCAGAACAGAGAAUGCCUUUCUCGAAGCGCCGGGCGAGUAUGGUGGUGUCCUAUCGACAACAAUCUCGUUGAUAGCUAUCAGGGCUUGGCCUACUGCUGCGAGCACGAGAACGCCACGUCAGACAUCCCUGCUCUGGUCAACCCGUUCAGUUUCGAGACAGACCUGGGGAUAAUCACGGAGCUUGUCUUCAUGAUAGUCGGGGCCAUUUGCCUUUUCGCCUGGAUUUCAAUUUUGGACAGCGCAUGGAACUACGUGGCGGACAAUCCGCCAAACAUAGCCAGCGUGGAGCCAAAUGUCGAAGCAGAACGUCAACUCAUCCAGGGGCUCGUGGCAAAAAAGAGCUUUUUGGGGUACAGCGCCGUCGUCCACGGACUAUACAAGUCUUACAUGCCUUCUAUGAAAGAGCACGGAGCGGCCAUGUUAGCCGUGCGGGGUCUUAGCUUCACCGUGAAACCCGGGGAAUGCUUCGGACUGCUGGGAGAAAGUGGCGCGGGAAAGUCAACGACGUUUCGCAUGCUUGCUGGUGCGUUGAGACCUAGCAGCGGAGAUGCCUACUCUGGCGGAGUCGUUAUGAGCGAGGAUCUUAGCAAGUGGCGGGCACGCAUCGGCUACUGUCUCCAGGGAGAGGGACUGUUAGACAUGAUGACCGCUACGGAGAUCCUGUACUUGUUGGCCCGUCUUCGUGGCGUACCCGAAGACAGCAUUGCGCGCUGCGUCCAAGCCGUCGUCCGCCUCGUCGAUUUGGAAAAGCGUUCCGGUGCGAUAUGCAGAUCCUUAAGCCGGAGCAAUAAACGUAAGCUAUCCAUAGCCAUGUCCCUUGUGGGAAUCCCGCCGUUGGUGUUACUCGACGAACCAACCAGCGGGCUGGAUGUGUACACUCGAAGAAGAAUCCUUGCCUCCGUGAGCGCUAUCAAGAGCGCCUCUGGAAUGUCCCUCCUCAUCACAUCCCACGACAUGGAUGAAUGCGAGGCGAUCUGCGACCGUAUUGCAAUCAUGCAAGCCGGACAGCUGCGUUGCCUGGGGAACCUCAUUGAACUGAAGUCCACUUACGGUAACGGGUACUUGCUCUCGGUUGCCGUACCUUCCGUUGGCGGAGACGCCCGCGUCGAUGAAGCAGUCCUGGCCACGUUCCAGACGGACGUCCUUCUCAAGGAAGUUCUCAAGGACAAUCUCAUCUACCAUCUGAGCGAUAGGCUGACUCUGAGCAAGCUUUUCGUGAGGAUCAACUACCUUCGGCAACAGUACGACAUCAACAACGUGCUUGUGUCUUGCAAAUCACUCGAAGAUAUAUUCAUGCUGGUCACAAGGACUCAAUGAUUUAUACCUACUACGGUCUUUUUUUGCUGAUAGGAAACAUAUCCGAAAGAGCUGUUCUGAAUAGACAUCAUUUUCACUAUUGA
This is a messenger RNA of Ornithodoros turicata, 5298 nucleotides long. RefSeq names its product phospholipid-transporting ATPase ABCA3-like. Gene Ontology annotation, cellular component: membrane; intracellular membrane-bounded organelle. The transcript has 24 exons. Lineage: Eukaryota; Metazoa; Arthropoda; Arachnida; Ixodida; Argasidae. Gene Ontology annotation, molecular function: ATP hydrolysis activity; ABC-type transporter activity; ATP binding. The coding region runs from base 221 to 5215 and encodes 1664 amino acids. Gene Ontology annotation, biological process: lipid transport; transmembrane transport. The record is from RefSeq and is a predicted model, not a curated record.